CCUAUCCGUGAUUUGGUAUCCGUUAUUUUUCUUGACCAAAGCGUAGCCAUUACCUUCAUAUUUCCAAAAAAGACAAAAAAACGACCUAAUUAGCCAGAGGACCAACAAGACACAGGUGGGAGAUACCCGUUUCGUAGGACAGCCCCUUCUCUCAGUUCCUCAGUGGAGGGUAGGCUCGUGGGUCUGACAUUUGUUUGUCAUCCUUUGGGACAGGAGACCAAACGAUUCCGCAAACAGGUGUGCGUGCUCACAAAUCUUCAUAGAUUGGAAACCAUUUCUUUUUUGUUCAAAUAAGGAUGACUAGUAGCUUGAUAUAUUCUCAGAGAAUACUUUAGUUCAUUACGGAAAGCAGAGAGUGGUUUACACAGAAAUAUAUAGCUCUUUCAGUUUGGAGGGCUGGGGUUUUCGUACGGAAAAAGCGAUGUCAACCAAAAGAACGAGCGUGGUGUCAACGAAACGUAGCCAGAGCCCCGUUGUGUGGGAAGGAGAGAUGUUCAGUGAAUUUCAGGACUGGUGUCUCCGGACUUAUGGUGACUCGGGUAAAACAAAGACAGUCACCCGACGAAAAUACAACAAAAUUCUCCAGACCCUAAUGCAAGGCGACGACUCCGACGGCGUCUACCUCGAGAGCAACCAUAUCAACGCCAAAUUUAAAUUCUGGGUGAAAUCCAAGGGGUUUCAGGUCGGGAGCGCUGAGGACGAAAAUGCGAACGAGGGCUCUGGCAGACCUGUCCUGUACGUCCCCAUCAAGGCAACGGUUAGUUGUGUGGACAGCAGCUCUGGGCAGGACGGCGCGUCCCUGAAGAGGGUGGCGGUGGUGGAGGACUUCUUCGACAUCAUCUACGCUAUGCACGUGGAGAUCAGCUCCGACCCCGGCAGAGCCCCAAAACACGCUGGCCAGAAGAAGACCUACAAAGCGAUUGCAGAGACAUAUGCCUUCCUACCCAGAGAGGCGGUCACCCGGUUUCUGAUGAGCUGUGGCGAGUGUCAGAAACGGAUGCACAUUAGCCCCAGCAGCGCCGACUUCAAAGAAAAUGACCGACCACCCUCUCUGACACCGGGACUCAUUGACUACAACAUGCCACUGACCACCACCUAUCUGAAACAGAUGAAGCUUCAGUGCAUGAAUAACAAUGAGCAGGAUGAGAGUUCAGUGAGCAGCGAGGACUUUGAUAUGAGCGACCCCACAUGGCUAUCAGCUGAGCACGGACCCGCGUCUGACCCCAACGCCCCCAACCACACAGACAGAAUGCACAGCCCGCAGAACGCACACAAGGAGGAGGAUGAUGACUCCUCGUCUGAGAGUGGCAGUGGGAACGGGCCUCUGGCUGUCACUCCUCCCUCCUCGUUAGUGGUGGGUCCGGCCCCCAACAGCCGAGCGGGCUCCACCUCCGCUCUCUGCAUUGUGACGGCAGCAGGCUCCUCGGGCAGGGCCUUUGGGGGCCAAGCCGUGAACGGCAACGGCACGUCCGGUCCACCACCGGUGGCGCCUCCCCUGGACUUCAGCACCACGUCAUCGUCAGCGUCCUCGCUGGAGGAGCGUGAGCAGCAGUCGCACGGGGUGACACUAAGCGAGCGUCUGGCCCCCGGAGCCCUGCUGGGGCCCGCCUACCCGCUGGACUCCGCCAUGGAGGAACUGCGUCGCAAGUACCCUGGCAAGUACGCUGCCGCAGGCAUCCCGCUGCCACUUCCCGCCGACCUGCGCCUCGACAGAGACAUCAGAGACUGCGGCAACAAGUCUCCUCAAUACAGCUCAGGUAGCUAUGACUCUGUGAAGAUGGAGAUCUGUCCAGAGGACCUCACCAUGGGCCGUGCACAGGCAGCCGACGACGAUGACGAUGACCAUGAUGACCAUGACGACAGCGAUAAGAUCAACGACACUGAGGGAGUGGACCCAGAGCGGUUAAAGGCCUUCAAUAUGUUUGUGCGUCUCUUUGUGGAUGAAAAUCUGGACCGAAUGGUGCCCAUCUCCAAGCAGCCAAAGGAGAAGAUCCAGGCCAUCAUCGAGUCGUGCUGCCGCCAGUUUCCUGAGUUUCAGGAGCGCGCUCGCAAACGCAUACGUACCUACCUCAAGUCCUGCCGCCGCAUGAAGAAGAACGGCAUGGAGACUCGACCGACGCCACCUCACCUCACCUCUGCCAUGGCGGAGAACAUCCUGGCUGCCGCCUGCGAGAGUGAAUCACGCAAGGCCGCCAAGAGGAUGCGCAUGGACGUCUACCAGGCACAUGAGGAGCCCAUUGCUCUGGACAAGCCCAGCACCCGUGAGCCGGCCUCCCUGGCCCACUCUGCGUACUCUUUGGCUGCCACGGCGUACUCCCAGGAUCAGCUGUACAUCAACGGAGGCCUCAACUACAGUUACCGUGGCUACAGCGGACUGGGCGCCAGCAUGCCACAGCCCGUUUCCCUGACGACUGGCACGGCACAGAGCAAUGGCCCCACUGACCUCAGCAUGAAGUCGCUGGUGUCCAGCUCGUCCUCCUCAUCCAGUUCCAACAGCCACGCCCACACCCAUGGGCGCAACGGCAGCAGCGGCGGGGCAGGCGGAGGCACAUCAGCCCAGCUCAGCCCCACCGAGAUCACAGCCGUGCGGCAGCUGAUCGCCGGCUACCGCGAGUCGGCAGCCUUCCUGCUGCGCUCGGCCGACGAGCUGGAGAACCUCAUCCUGCAGCAGAACUGAUCCAGGGACGCUGGAGCGCCCACACACUCAUCCGUCCACCCUUCUUGCUCUCGCUCUCACUCUCUCUCUCUCUCUCCUCCCUGUCCCCGUGCUCUUUUCUAUUGCUCUCUGUGACGCUACCACACUGCCCCCGCAGCUUCUCUCUCGCUCCAACUCAGAACCUGGCUCUCCUCCUCAACCUCUCUCUCCUCCCAAGCCUCUCGCUCCACACCGGGGCUCAACACCUCAACGCACCCACCUCGAUCCUAAAAUACAUUUUGACUGCUAAAAUAAUCAGAUAACGGAGUGGUGAGUGAAAAGAGUGAUAAGCCUACCUUGAGAGCAUGGCUAGAGACUGGGGGCUGAAAAGAAAGAAACAGAAAAGAGAGAGGAAGAAACAUUUAGUGGGCAACAAUCCUCAGCCCCCCCCCCCCCCCCACCUGUGCCCCUGACCCGUGUGGGUGAGUGAUGUGGGCUCUGAAGCAGGAUGCUAAAUACAUGACGCCAGUGAGAUUUACAAGACACCUCUCUUCACCUCCCUCCUCGAGAGAGAGCCCCUUACAAAAAGACUCCUCACAUUAUCAACUAAAACACUUUGUCUAACUGGAAAGUAUAAAUAAUGUCCUUGUUUAAUGUUUA
This is a messenger RNA of Alosa sapidissima (American shad), 3295 nucleotides long. RefSeq names its product nucleolar protein 4-like b (gene nol4lb). The record is from RefSeq and is a predicted model, not a curated record. The transcript has 11 exons. Bases 422 to 2677 code for a protein of 751 amino acids. Lineage: Eukaryota; Metazoa; Chordata; Actinopteri; Clupeiformes; Clupeidae.